This is a messenger RNA of Serinus canaria (Common canary), 1505 nucleotides long. RefSeq names its product gonadotropin-releasing hormone II receptor-like. Gene Ontology annotation, biological process: G protein-coupled receptor signaling pathway. The transcript has 3 exons. NCBI's taxonomy places the organism in Eukaryota, Metazoa, Chordata, Aves, Passeriformes, Fringillidae. Bases 1 to 1116 code for a protein of 371 amino acids. The record is from RefSeq and is a predicted model, not a curated record. Gene Ontology annotation, molecular function: peptide binding; gonadotropin-releasing hormone receptor activity. Gene Ontology annotation, cellular component: membrane.
AUGAGUGAGGAGCAGCUCCCUGCAUCUCCCCACUGCCCCACCACGCGGGAGGACACCAAUGUCUCAGCCUCUGCCUACCCCCAGUACUGGGUGGAGCCCCGGUUCACCCAAGCAGCCAAGGUCCGUGUGAUCAUCACAGCCAUCUUCUUCCUGCUGGCAGCGGGCAGCAACGCAGCGGUGCUGGGCAGCCUGCUGAGGAAGAGGAGGAAAUCCCACGUGCAGCCGCUGAUCCUCAGCCUGGCGCUGGCUGACCUGCUGGUGACAGUGAUGGUGAUGCCCCUGGACGCAGCGUGGAACGUGACAGUGCAGUGGUAUGGAGGGGACAUCUCCUGCAAGAUCCUCAACUUCCUCAAGCUCUUUGCCAUGUAUGCUGCUGCCCUGGUACUGGUGGUCAUCAGCCUGGACAGGCACGCAGCCAUCCUCCAUCCGUUCUCCCGUGCUCACCGCCGCAAUGGGAUGCUGCUCCGUGCUGCCUGGGCUGGCAGCAUGCUCCUGGCUUUGCCCCAGCUUUUCAUCUUCCACCUGAACACAAUCCCAGGAAGGAAUUUCACCCAGUGUGUUACUCAUGGGAGCUUCCGAGCACACUGGGAGGAAACAGUCUACAACAUGUUCACCUUCACCACCCUCUACAUCACCCCCCUGAGUGUCAUGAUCGUUUGUUACAUCCGGAUCCUUUGGGAGAUCAGCAAGCAGCUAAAGGUCAAUAAAGGUUUGACAAGAAAUCAAAAUGACCACAUCUCCAAGGCACGCAUGAAGACUCUCAAGAUGACCAUAGUGAUUGUCACCACCUUCAUCAUCUGCUGGACCCCUUACUAUCUCCUGGGCUUGUGGUACUGGUUCCAGCCAGCCAUGAUCCAGAAGAUGCCGGAGUAUGUCAACCACAGCUUCUUCCUCUUUGGCCUGCUGCACACCUGCACUGACCCUAUCAUUUAUGGACUGUACACCCCUUCCUUUCGGGAGGAUGUGCAGUUGUGUCUCAGGGGCAUUGAAACCGCCAUCACCAGGCAAAAGAGACACAAACCCAUCUCAGCCUCAGAGAAGAACACCAAGGAUGGUGCUGCCAAUGGUGGGGUGGCAUCAGGGGGCUCCAACGGGACAACUGUCAGCACGGUCUGAUGAAGAGAUGUACCCACAAGGGCAUGGCAAGCACAGCUUUGGGACUGUUUUGUCCUGUAGGACUAUUUUGGAGACUGUCAUGAUGAGAUUCCCUACUCACCUUUGGUAGGUGAGGGUUUCUGGCCAGAAAAUGAGAAGGUGUCUCCUCUCCGUACUCAGGGUGAAAAAUGUGUGGGUAUUUCUGAUCAUUCUGCUGAUUCUGGCAGUGCUGUGUCAAGUAGAAAAACAUCCUUUUUGUACCUGACACAUGCUCCAGUCCUGGUUGAGGGAUCAAGCUUCUCUACACUUCUAGCAUCAACCUCUGGGAGGAAAUUUACCAUCUCCUCUGUGGCCCAGGGUCAUGUUUCUGGAGUAGCUGGUCUUCAAGUGCCCUUUGCACUGUAGAGCUG